AUGGCUUCAAGCACGAAUUCUAAGCGACAGAAUACCCUUACCUCUCUCAGCCCAUACCCAAAGCCUACUAUAAGCGUUGAGGAGUGGGAGGCGAAGGCACCGCUGAGCGACCCUGAGGCGCGCAGCGUGAAUCUCGUGAAGAAGGCCAGCGAGCGUAGCUCGUUGCCAUCUAAGUCCAGCGUAGAUGAAUCUGCAUCGUCUUCGCGGCCGUCAACCCCGACCGUUCGUAAUAAAUUAGCCUUCGGAUCUCGUCCCUCAACACCCAACCCGUUGACCGCAUCGCGUUCUCAACCCUCACAUUUACAUGCGCUCCAUCCAAAGCAGCCCAUCCAGACGCCACAACAAUACUACGAUUGGUUCGCUCUCAUAGACAGGUCCGUCACGCACAGCCAAGAAGCUCACUUCCGUGCGCAUCUGGCAGGUGUCGCAGAGCAUCUUGACACUUGUGAUGGGCUCGUGCAGCGAAUCGACGAGGUAGAUCAGGCCUUGGAAACUAUGCUGCAAGAGUGGAGGAGCGUGGAGGACGGCGGGAAAAGUCUCAAGGAUGCUUGUGAACAACUCCUUGAGGAACGAGACCGGCUCAUCAGCAUGAUGGAAGCGAUUGGUGAGAGGCUGGAUUACUUCCAGGAGCUCGAGCAUGCCACGCGCAUGUUGAAUUCCCCUGGAGAUUCGCUGGUACUGCAGACAGACUUCCUGUAUAUGGUCGAGCGCGUGGAUAUCUGCAUUGAUUACCUGAAGACACACCGCCAUUUCCGCGAAGCAGAGAUUUACCUCCUACGAUUCCAGCAAUGCAUGACUAGGGCGAUGACGCUGAUCAAGAUGUACUUCGUUGGAUCCCUACGUGCGCUGACGCAGGACGUGUCGAGGCGUAUGUCCGAAAAGGAUGUCUCAGCGACAGCACAGAUGCAUCUUCUGUACACGCGUUUCAAUUCAGUUUCGUCACAGCUAGCACCGUUACUGGCAGAGCUCGAGCGCCGAGCGCAGGUGCACCCUGAAGAGCUCUCUGCGCUGCUGUCAGAAUGUCAUACGGCGUAUUUUGCUGCACGUAAGAGCCUGCUUGUGGGCAGGUUAGUGGAAGAGAUUAGGGGAUUGGACCCAACCAGGACGGAACUCGUGGAAUUGACCAGAGCCGGAUGUAGCUAUCUGAAGCAACUCUGCACGGACGAGUUCAACCUCUUCCGUUCGUUUUUCAACUCGGGCGAAGAGCAGCUCUACCAGUACCUGGAAAACCUCUGUGACUACCUAUACGACGAUCUCCGUCCACGCAUCCUGCAUGAGCCGCGUCUAACUGCGCUCUGCGAAGUAUGCACCGUGCUGCAGGCGCUGAUGGUCCUCGACGUACCUCUGCCGGAGGGCGACUCGGAUGAGGAGACGGACGAGCUUCUACUGGACCUCGAGCAUCGCCCCCGCAGGAAGAAGCUUGGUCUGCGGAUGCUUCACAUCAGCCACCUGCUGGAGAUGGUCCUCCAAGACGCACAGACACGGUUAUUUUUCAAAGCACAAGCAGUCAUUCAGUCUGAUGUACGGUAUUAUGUGUCUAAGCCUGAGGACCUCGCAUAUCCCGACAAACUUGUAGCAGCGAGGAAGCCUGUGUCAAAUAUGGAGGGGGGUACCGUAGAGAAGGAGAGCGUGAGCGAGCUGUUCAAGUUGAAGUCUAUGGACAAGCAAGAUACGUGGUACCCCACUCUGCGUACGACCGUUUGGGUGCUAUCGCAACUGCAUGAAUUCGUGAAGCCCGCUAUCUUUGAUGAUAUCGCACAGGAGGCAGUUACGCUUUGCAGACAAUCCCUUGUCAGCGCUUCUGAGACGCUCCGCUCAAAACAUGUACCUCCAUCUUCUACUCAAUCAGCUUUUUCGCCGUCGGCUGUCACUCUGGACUCACAUCUGUUUCUCGUGCGUCACUUGCUCAUCCUCAAGGAGAUUGUGCAGAGUCUCGAUCUUGAACAAAGAAGUCCAGACAAGCUCCUCGACUUCUCAGCAGUAACCGAUACCCUGGCGUCGAUGCUUGAGAGGACCUCAGCUCUGCUCCCUACGGCUCUGUUUGCCUCCCUCGGAAUGCCCCGAGACGAGAAUAUGUCCGACAUCCGGCAGGGCAUCGACCAGGAGCUGAAACGCGCCUGCGAAGACGUGAUUACAGCGGGCGCCGACAGCAUCGUCGGGCCCGUCCGCGCCUUCUAUGACCGCGUGGGGACCAUUGUCCGGCUGAACUCGGCGAACCCGUCGUCGGAGCUGCAGCAGCUGACGACGAAGCUGUGGGCGAUGCCGGGCACUGCACAAUCGCUGCUGGACUCAUUCCGCGCUGCGUGCGUGAAUGAGCCGCCGAAGAUCCUUGCGCGGCUGCGGUUGUACCUCGAGGACGAGCGCACCGUGCUCGUGCUCGCUGGGCACAUCUGCGACAAGGUGUGCGCGGACUACCGCCGCUGGGCAGAGAUGGCGAAGAUGAUGUUCGGCGGAGUCGUCGUACCACCGCCGGUGGAGGAGAUCAGACAGUUGCUUCUUUCUGCGGGUCGUUGGGAUCAGCCGUCGACUCCCCCUCACGGCAGAGAGGCAUCGCCGGCUGGUCAAGGCGAAGCAGCAUCCCCACCUAGCGGGGGUUCGAGGGCAAGUGGGGAGAUAAGAGCACGUGGAGAUUCGAGGGGAAGCGAAGAAGUAAGAGCAGCUGGCGACCCGAGAGCGAGUGGAGAUGUCAAACCAAACGGAGACUCGAAGGCUGGUUCAAAAGCAGGCUCAAAUAGCAGCUCGCAGCGCGCCGGCGGCUAA
Sparassis crispa is the source of this 2760-nucleotide messenger RNA. RefSeq names its product Sec34-domain-containing protein. Bases 1 to 2760 code for a protein of 919 amino acids. Lineage: Eukaryota; Fungi; Basidiomycota; Agaricomycetes; Polyporales; Sparassidaceae. The transcript is spliced from 11 exons. Gene Ontology annotation, cellular component: COG complex; membrane; cis-Golgi network. Gene Ontology annotation, biological process: intra-Golgi vesicle-mediated transport; Golgi organization; intracellular protein transport. The record is from RefSeq and is a predicted model, not a curated record.